CGCCCGCAGUGGACACCCGGCAUCCAACAACAACACAGCAUCUUAGUGCCAUUAUUUGUGAACCAAUGUGAUAAGUUGAUUAACAUAGUUUUUUAUAACUUUAGAUUUAUAAAAAGAUCGAACUGACUAAUUCAGAAUGCAUCUAGUACAAGUGUUGACGUUGUUUGUGUUUGCUUUUGGCUAUUUUAGUUCAGUGAGCGCGCAGGCGGUUGUGUGUCCAGCAGUUCGGACAACGAGUGGCUGGCUAGACCUGUUCCCUCUGCCGUGUCGCAAGCAUGCCGAAUGCCGAGUGAUGGGCACGCAGCACCUAUGUUGCAAGGGUUUCUGCACUAAGGGAGUGAAAUCCGCCUCUUCAGCGACCAUAAGAACCGAUCAGCAGACUAGCGUAGAAAGUAGGGCCAGCACAAGCACAAGCAGUACCACCAGUACCACCACAAGUACCACUACAACCACUACAACCCCGAGUACUAUCAGCAGCACCACUACCAGUACAACCACUAAGAGGCCGACAACCGAGGCACCAAGACCGUUCUUGCAGCUGCUGCCAAUUCAAACUACACAGACUUCCGCACAGAAGAAACAAGCGACGACAGCAGUGAAGACAAGUAAAAACCUGAAGUACGUGUGCCCGAGACCAGGAACAGCUCCAAUACUGAUAUUCCCCUUACCAUGUGAGAACAAUGCGCAGUGCCGUGCCAGCAACGGCCCUGACCAGGUUUGUUGCGAGAAGCGAUGCGUCAAGGGUGUGCCGGCACCACGGCCCACUUCGAAGCCUCGGACUCACCAACCCUUAUUGGGAGUAAUACCCCGUGAGUGUCCAACAACGCCACUGGGCGAGCUGCUGUUCGAGGUGCAGACGUGUAAGACUGACGCCGACUGCUGGCCACGCGUGUGCUGUCCCGACGGCAAGCGCUCUUACUGCCGCACGGCGCGCGCCCGUUUAGACCUCGUGCCCAUCGCUAACCAAAUCGACGAACCGGUUCGCAUGUUCGAGCAGUACCUGCAGUGCACGGCGCCGCCGCAACUGGAUCUCUUUCCUCAGCGCUGCACUUCAAGUGUAGAUUGUUUCCCCAACCUAUGUUGCGCCGAAGGCGGGAAAAAGCACUGCCGGCCCCCACAACGAAGCUUGUUGGGGUUACUUGCAGGAAUGACACAGAGAGUUGGUUCUACAAUAGGUGCUCUGCGACAAAUUCAAGCUAAAAACAAUAAAGCCUAAUUUAACCAACUUUGUAAAUAGUAGUUGUAGUAAUAUAUUUUAUAAUGCCUUUGUACAGUUUACAAUAAAAAUUUAU
Molecule: messenger RNA, 1292 nt
Organism: Hyposmocoma kahamanoa
Lineage: Eukaryota; Metazoa; Arthropoda; Insecta; Lepidoptera; Cosmopterigidae
Product: mucin-5AC-like
Exons: 7
Coding region: 137-1216 (359 amino acids)
Source: RefSeq, a predicted model, not a curated record